Messenger RNA from Camelina sativa (false flax), 1586 nucleotides. RefSeq names its product probably inactive receptor-like protein kinase At5g41680. NCBI's taxonomy places the organism in Eukaryota, Viridiplantae, Streptophyta, Magnoliopsida, Brassicales, Brassicaceae. Gene Ontology annotation, molecular function: ATP binding; protein kinase activity. The record is from RefSeq and is a predicted model, not a curated record. Gene Ontology annotation, biological process: protein phosphorylation.
CUUUUCAACAAUGGCCGAGACGAUAUAUAGUUUUGGCUUCUCUGCUUAAUGGGAAGCAUAGAGCUCUUUGAAGACGAUGACAACAAGAAGAAGAACCCUUUGCUCGACUCCUUGAGAAGAGGAAGAUUUAGAGUUUCUUCUCUACCGGGGAAAGUCAACAUAACCGGCUCUCGGGGCCCAUUGCUUCUAUCCUGAAAGCUUUCUACCAGGUUUGACCAAGCUUAGAGAUUUGGGAUAAAAUUUGAUUUCGAUCUCUUUAGCCUUCAAAAUACCUGUAGAAGUGAUUGUUUUCCUACUGUGGAAACAUUCUGAGUGCAACGUGCGAGAGAUGAUGGCUUGUUUCUUGCGAAAGAAACGGUUUAUGAAAGGUAAACUCUCAUGGAGGUCCAAGAAGAGAGAUUCGUCUCCUAACCGUAACUGGGCACAAGAAGACGACGAUAUUGAUGGCAAAAUCGUAUUCUUUGGAGGAAGUAACUAUACCUUUGAUUUGGAUGAUCUGUUAGCUGCGUCUGCAGAAAUUUUGGGGAGAAGUGUUUGUGUUACAACCUAUAAAGUAGCUGUGGAGGACACGGUCACAGUAGUAGUGAAGAGAUUGGAGGAGGUGGUUGUGGGAAGAAGAGAGUUUGAGCAACAAAUGGAGAUCGUUGGUAGAAUCAGGCAUGAUAAUGUAGCUGAGCUUAAAGCUUACUACUAUUCCAAAAACGACAAGCUCGCUGUCUACAGCUACUACAGUAAAGGAAACCUAUUCGACAUGCUGCACGGAGAUAAAGGAGGGAACCGAGUACCUUUAGAUUGGGAGUCUCGGUUAAGAAUCGCCAUAGGUGCAGCAAGAGGGUUGGCUAUUAUCCAUGAAGCAGACGACGGGAGGUUUGUCCACGGGAACAUCAAAACCUCCAAUAUCUUCAUCGACUCGCAAUGCAACGGCUGCAUCUGUGAUCUAGGCUUAACACCCAUAAUGAGAUCUCUCCCUCAGACUAACUUACGUUCUUCGGGUUACCACGCACCUGAGAUAACAGACACAAGGAAGUCCACACAGUUCUCAGAUGUAUACAGCUUCGGGGUGGUGUUACUAGAGCUCCUAACAGGGAAAUCUCCAGCGAGUCCGCUAUCACAAGACGACGACGAGGAAAUCAUGGACUUGGCGAGCUGGAUAAGGUCGGUGGUGUGGGAAGAGUGGACAGGAGAAGUAUUCGAUACUGAGCUAAUGAGGCAAAUGGGUAUACAAGAAGAAAUGGUGGAGAUGUUGCAAAUAGGUUUGGCUUGUGUUGCAUUGAAACCUCAAGAUCGACCUCAUAUAACACAUGUUGUACAAAUGAUACAAGACAUUCCAACACUUUGAUGAUACAAAAAACUUCAAUUCUUUUAAAGCAUUUGUUUCGAUCAUUACUUAUUUAAAAUUCCCAGAGUCGAUUUCACAAAUAUAUCAUAAGCUAAACAAACUGAGUCAAUACAGAACCAUAGAGUAGAGGAAGUAUUCAGAAACUAACUAGCUACUGAAUAAAAGAAGAUUCUGCGAAUCGAAGAACACGCGUAGAUAGAUAUAAUAAAGGCAAACCAGGAAAUGAUCGGAUUCGAUUCGGAUUUGG